CCGAGGAGGAGGAGGAUCCUAGGACCCAGAGCCAAGAUAGAGCCCAGGAGUCCUGACCCCUCACUGGCUGUUGGGGGGAGGAUCCGGUGGAGUUCCCAGGCAAUGAUUUGCAGGAGCAGCCCUGCUGGUGGAUCAGCAGCAUCUGGAAGGGCUGAAGUGACCCGAAUGUUCAAGGAUUUUAUGAUUCAAUUCAACAGGACUUACAGGAGCCCUGCAGAACAGCAGAGACGCUUCGGGAUCUUCACGCAGAGUCUGCUUGCGGCACAGCAGCUGCAGGAGACGGAGCUGGGCACGGGGCAGUAUGGAGUGACCCUCUUCAGUAACUUGACAGGUGGGACCCCCAACUCCUCACAUCCCUCAGCCCUGCAGAUGUGUACCCCUUCCCACUCCUACAGCUCAGCACCUGUCCUGUGACCCCCCUUCUCUGUCCACACCACUUGGUACCCCUCAUGUCCCUCACCAUGCUGCACCCACUUCUCCUACCCCCACAGCUGGGCACCCCUAGACCCUAUUCCCACCCCAUCACUCGGCACCCCUCCCAUGAACCCUCUUUCUCUUCCCCACCAUUUGCCCUCCUCCCCCACCACCAACACUCUGCA
Messenger RNA from Pelodiscus sinensis (Chinese soft-shelled turtle), 599 nucleotides. NCBI's taxonomy places the organism in Eukaryota, Metazoa, Chordata, Testudines, Trionychidae. The record is from RefSeq and is a predicted model, not a curated record.